Molecule: messenger RNA, 810 nt
Organism: Phyllotreta striolata
Lineage: Eukaryota; Metazoa; Arthropoda; Insecta; Coleoptera; Chrysomelidae
Source: the annotation of a GenBank genome assembly
AUGAUUUCCAAAAAGGAGUAUCUAUUAGUGAGGCCUUGGCAGCAAAGGAAAUUCAUACAGCACCGAAAAAAAGUCCUUACAGCGCUGCCUGCGAUAGACAACAAUCCUCCGCCAUUCAGAGCCCACGUUAACAUUAAACUAAAGAAGCAACAGAAGGAGAAAGACAGAUGCAGAAGAAUCGAGCACGAUAAUUACUUACUACUGCAAAGGUUGAAUUAUGUGAUGAAUACGAGUAGAGUGGACAACACUUGGAGGUCCCCGCAGCCCAAUUUCCUGAACAGAGUGGGUUUAUACGAGACCUACGAUCCCCAAAUCGAAGAGCUGAUCGCUUUAGAUUUGAGCGACGAUAGCGAAGAUGAAAAGGAAGUCGCACGGUGUAGGAAAUCUAAAUGCUACGCUUGUGCCCCGGAGAAGAACCCCGUCGAACCGCCUAAGAUCCCCGAAGAAAGGAUACCGUGGGAGCCUGAGAGAAAGCCUGUGCACAAACCUAGAAGCAAAUCGGUACCGUCCAGGAAGCCUGAGCCUCUGCCUGCUAUUCAGGAGCAAGUAGUGACUACCAUUAGCAAACCUAGCUCCAGUAAAACCUUAAAUAGGCCGAAAAUGGUGGAGCCGAGUAAGGGCAUGAUACACGUGAAGCCUGAUUUUAGUGCCAACGAACCGCAAAGUAUUGUCUUCAAUAGAGGAUGCCUGGAGUUGUCCGUUAACUUUCCUUCGGAUACUACUGUUAAAUUUAAGGAAGGGAAAAUUCAGAAGUUCUUGCUGCGUGGUCUUUGUCAUUGCAGGAAUUCGCCUUCUGCUCGCGAGAAGUAA